Sphaeroforma arctica JP610 is the source of this 1032-nucleotide messenger RNA. RefSeq lists its product as hypothetical. The record is from RefSeq and is a predicted model, not a curated record. Lineage: Eukaryota; Ichthyosporea; Ichthyophonida. Gene Ontology annotation, cellular component: U1 snRNP; U2-type prespliceosome. Gene Ontology annotation, molecular function: mRNA binding. The transcript is spliced from 6 exons. Bases 1 to 1032 code for a protein of 343 amino acids. Gene Ontology annotation, biological process: mRNA splice site recognition.
AUGUCGGCACAGGAGCUUAUGAGACAAAUGAUGGACGACCUCAUGGGUCAAAACAGAAACGGUGACAAGACUUCCCCUGACUUGGUGUUCACAGAUCACGAAGUGUGCAAACCUUUCCUCUUGGGAGUCUGCACCAGAGAGCUCUUCAUUAAUACUAAAAAAGAAGAGCCGCUCUGUGGUAAAGAACACGAUGACAAACUCAAACUGGCUUAUGAGGAAGCCGUGAAAAAGGGCAAAACAUUCCCUUUUGAAGAGGAUGUCCUGCAAUUUCUAGACUACAAAGUACGCGACAUGGACCGAGAGCUCGGCCGGGCUCACGACCGACUGUCGUUGCAACAAGCACCCAUCGAAGAUGUAGAGACACACAAUAAGAUCAUGGACAUUGCGAAGCAAAUCGGUGAGAAGUUGGCCAAGGCCGAGGAGAUGGGCGAGGAAGGCAAGGUGGACGAUGCACAGGCUCUCAUGGCCGAAGUCGAAAGUCUUAAGCGUGACAAGCUGGCAGCUGAGCGCUCUGUAGCGAACGACGGUCCAGCGCAACAGCAAUACCAGCAGCAGAAGUUGCGCGUGUGCGACGUCUGCUCUGCUCUGUUGUCUCAGUUUGACAGUGACCGGCGCUUGGCCGAUCACUUCGGUGGCAAGGUGCAUGCGGGCUGUUUGCGCUUACGUACGUUGCAGAAGGAGUGGAAGGAGAAGAUCCUCGAACGCCGAAACAGACCCGUCAGCAGGGACGCUGAGGACAGAGACCGCAGUGACAGACGCGACAGGGAUCGCGAUGAAAAGACUAGCCGGUCGUCUAGGAGUGAUAGAGACAGAAGCGAUAAGGAUCGAAGUGAUAGAGAUAGGGGCAGCGACCGCAGGGACAGAGACAGAGACCGCAGUUACCGCGAGAGGAGUGAUAGAGACAGAAGUGAUAGAGAUCGAAGUGACAGAGACAUGAAGACCGCCGCAGCAGAAGUCGAUCAAGAGAGCGCAGUCGCAGAUGAGGGCCAGCUGUUUAGUGGUCUGUAUGUUACACUGUAUGACAAAUCGUGA